This is a messenger RNA of Salmo salar (Atlantic salmon), 726 nucleotides long. RefSeq lists its product as uncharacterized. The record is from RefSeq and is a predicted model, not a curated record. NCBI's taxonomy places the organism in Eukaryota, Metazoa, Chordata, Actinopteri, Salmoniformes, Salmonidae. Gene Ontology annotation, biological process: defense response to bacterium.
CUUCCCCUCUGCAAUGGCAACCAAUCAAGCCAGAGGCAAUGGGUAGAAAAGAGCAGAUGUUCUGUGCUAUCCAACCAGGACCAAGUUAACUACACUGGCUUACAACAGUUGCUUUAUUAUCCAUUUCUACCUUUUGACUGAGAAGAAGAUGAGGGUCAUCAAUAUGGUUCUUCUGCUGGUUUGUGCAGCCUUUGCUCAGUCCUUCAAGUCACAAGGUGGGGGGAGUCUGAGAGAGGAGGAGGCGGACAUGUGGGGGAACUACCUAAUGGACAGAGAUGACAACCAUGCUGAGAUCAAAGCUGUCCUUCCAGGUGUCUGCUUUGUGUGUAAGAAAAUCAUACACAAGGUCAAGUCCAAGCUGGCUGGUAAUAAAGACAGGGAUAACAUCGCUGCUAAACUGGACUCUAUUUGUCUCAGCUUGCGGACGCUCAAAGUCAUCUGCAAGAAACUGGUCAAAAAAUACAAAGAACAACUGAUUGAUGCACUUGUCAGUGAUGCAAGGGUUGCCUGUAAAAAAUUGAAGCUAUGCAAAUGAGAUACCAUUAAUCCAUGACUGCCCUGGUCACGGGUCUGAGCAUGCAUGUUAUGUCCAUUUCUUUCAGAUGAACACGCUGUCAUAGCUUAGCUUUACAUUAUUUUCAUACACAACUGUCUGGAUGGAAUGGCAGUCUUUAAAGUCACUUGUAUUGCUAAUGCAAUUUUCAUUGAAUUAAAUACUGAAACAUA